UCUCUCUCUCUUUCUCCCUCACUAUCAGUCUCGCCCUCAUUCCCAUGCACACGUUAAACCGGUUCAGUGUCAGUGUGUGUGUGGACCGUGUAAACGCUCCAGUCGGGAUUUGGACUCCGUUUAACGGGAUUAGGAAUAACGCGUGUGUGCAUCCGUUUUGCUCGGCGGCUCCGCCCGGUGCACGGUGCGCACCGACUGCUCACAUCUGAACACUUUUAUUGGAUUGACCGACAGCGGCGGGAGAGGACUGGUGUUACCCCACACACAGGACAAAGAAAACGGGGGGAAAUUAAGGAAAAGCUGCUAAGAGUGGAAGAAGAGAGGGAUGAAAAUGGAUAACUGUCUCCUCACACUCGUCUUUGGUCUUUUAAUGCUCGAUGGGUGCUUGGCCCGGGUGGUGACGGUGUCUCCCGGCCCUUUGAUCCGGGUGGAGGGUCAGCCGGUCUCCAUCAGGUGUGAUGUCAAGGACUACAGCGGACCUCGUGAGCAGGAUUUCGAGUGGAUGAUAUCCAAGGAGGCGGGCGGGACGAAGAUGAAGAUAAUCUCCACCUUUGAUGCCGGCUACUCUCACGCGUCGCUCAGCAAGCGUGUUGCGUCCGGCGACAUCUCGGUGGUGCGUCUCGAGGACAACGAGGUGGAGCUGAAGAUCUCCGAGGUGAAGACGCUGGACGCCGGUGUCUACUUCUGUACAACACCGAGCACCGACUCCAUCAUCAGCGGCAACUACGAGGCUCCGGUCCAACUCAUUGUCAUCCCAAACACCCUCAAGGUCUCGCCCCUGACCCCGCCCCCUGUCGUCCCAGAAGGAAGUGACCUCACGCUCUCCUGCAACGUCACCCGGGAGCUCACCCACCCCACCUACCUGUCCGUCACCUGGUCUGUGAAGAAGGGAGCCACGUCGGAGGAGAUUCUGGUGUUUGGCCCUCAGGGAGACGUGGUCACCGGGGCCAAGUUCGCCCGGCGAUACGCCGACGGAGGCAUCCGAUUGGUUCCCGGCAAGAACGGAUUGUUUGAGUUGGUGAUUUCCAAAGUGACGACGUCUGAUGAAGGGAUUUAUGAAUGCAACGGGACUGAGUGGACGCAUGAAAGCGGAGGGAAAUGGAUAAAAAUCGUGGAGAGCAAAAAGGAGAUGGGAACUGUUGCUGUUACGCCUACAGGUCAGUCCCUCAGCGUGAAGGCUUCCUCCUCCUCCUCCUCCUCCUCCUCCUCCCCUCUGCUCCUGUCCCCCGGCGAGUCGCUGACCCUCCUCUGCUCCGUGGCGGCCGACAACCUGGCGGCGCUCGGCCUGGAGGUGACCUGGCUGGCCGACGGCCGCGACAUCAUCACCAUGGAGCGCAGCGGCGUGGUCAUCACCAACACGUCCUCCGGCGGCGCGCAGGGGAAGAGAGGGGAGGCCACGCUGGAGCGUACGGGGGCGGAGGAGUACAGGCUGGGGGUGAGGGGCGUGAGCGGCGAGGACGGAGGGGCGUACGCCUGCCGCGUCCGAGCCUUCAUCGAGAAAGGAGGACGCAGCUCCGGAGGAGGAGGGAGGUGGCACAUGGCAGCGGAGAAAACCUCCAGCCCCGUGACGGUGAAGGUGGCGCAGAUCAAGCCGAGCUUCACGGUGACCCUGGCGGCCGUCCAGAACCCCCAGAUGACGGCUGAACCCACCGAGCUGGCCUGUCAUGUGACCAACAUCACCCAUCUACCUGUGGGAGGCCGACUGGGCGUCUCCUGGCAACACACCACCCUGCCUGGCAGUGAUCCUCAGGCCUCCCAUCCCAUUGGCUCCCUGGACGGCCAAGGCAACCUGUUGCUGGGGCCGAUGUACUCCGAGCGGCUGAAGAGCGGCGUGAUGUCUCUGAGCAGAGUCCAGCCCGACACGUUCAAGCUGCGAUUCCUCCGCACGCAGGAGAUCGAUAGGGGCCAGUACGUCUGCACCGUGUCUGCUUGGAGCGUGAACAGCCAGGGCGAGAUGGUGAACACGGCCGAGUACCAGAGCUCACAGCUGGCUGUGAAGUGGGACACCAAAACUCCGACUCUGAACGUCGCCGCCAAGCGCCUCCGUGAAGCUGCAGUGGGCGGAGCUACCUUUGAGAUGAGCUGCACCGCGACCACGGAGAACCUCGGGGAGGUGGGUUACUCGGUGCACAUCCAGUCGCAGGAAAGCCUGGACGCCGCUGUGAAAACCAUCAUUUCUCUGAGCCCAGACAGCGUCCUGCAGCACGGAGGAGCCACAGACCCCAACAGGAGAGACAGUCUGGUCCUGACGAAGUCCGGUGCAGCAGAGUUUCGUUUCCGCCUGGCUGGCGUCCAGCUGUCCGACAGAGGUUUCUACUGGUGUCUCAUGGCGGCGUUUACCAAGGAGCGGGCGGGACAGACCUGGGACAAAAAAGCCACCACAGAGUCCAACAAAGUCAAGAUCGACUUCCAGGAAAAUGGCCCGUCCUUCUCCGUCGCCAUCCAAUCAGACACCACCAGUGUGUAUCCGUGGGAAACGGCCAAGAUGGAGUGUUCGCUCAGCGUCUCUGGAUCCUCCCCGAAGACUGGCGCACACACAGACGACCUGGCGUACGAGGUGCGUUGGUUCUUCACCAGGCUGCGCGGCGGACUGACGACGACCCAGGUGGCCAGCGUGGAUCGCUUCGGCGUCGUGAGGAAAGACGCUCGCAACUCGUCCAGCGACGUCUCUAUAGAGCGCAAAGACACACACACCUACAUGCUGAACAUCCACGGCACUCAGGACAGUGACAGCGGUGAGUAUCACUGUGUGGCCACGCCCUGGUACCUGUCGGCCUCAACGGGAUCCUGGACUCAAGCCGGAGAGAUGACGUCCUCUCGAGUCUUCCUUACAGUCCGAUUCGCUGUGUGGGAGUCCCUAAAGUUACCUCUCUUAUAUGGAGUAGCAGCCUCAAUAGGUGUGGGCCUCUUCUCUCUGGUCCUGGGUCUGGUUUGCGCCCAGUGCUGCUGCCGCAACACCACACACACUCCCCGCUCACGCAACAAACUGAUGGACCUGGAGAUGGACUGACAAACAGUUUCCCCCGCACCCACACACUGCAGCGCCCACAGGAAACCCCACACACACAACAGACACACGCCCAUAGACGAUUACUGGGACACCAAGUUGUUUCCAUGCGACGGACAUUGGGAGUAAAAAAUGACACGUCGCUUUGGAAACAGAAGCCUGACCGGUCAAUCGCAGUGCUUUAAAAGGUGCUCGGGGUUUCUCGGCUCUGCAGUGGAGGAGCAGGGGGCUUUUACAAGCACCAACAAGACUUCUAUGGAGAUCCAUUAAAAUCUGUUUUUUUUACACGGAUACGUUUGCUCCCUCUUUAGACAACAAGAAACUCUGAAGAAUCCAGAGUUUAAUUUUUGAGGACCAGGAGGCUUCUGAGACAUCACUGCCACUUGGGAAUAAAGGACCACUAAACAGCUCUGCUGCCUGUGUAACCACAAGGGACAAAUCAUGAAGCGCUCAGGCUGGACUACCUUCUUCUUUUUUUCUUUUCUUUUUCCGAUGCCAAGGCUCUUUGCAGAAGUCUCUCAGAGAAACCACCCCAGCGUACCCCGUUGAAUUUUCUUUUUUGAGGAAAAUUCAAAGGGUGGUCGGGGUUGGAGAGGCGGAAAAAUGGCAUUUUUAAGUCUUCAAUCCGCGCCUCUAAAUGUCCCUCUUAAGUCACAUGUUGUUUUAUAUUUGCAGAGGCUGGAGGUUUAGGCAGCCUGAGCCUUAUUUCUGUCGCGGAGGAGGUCACGGAGUAAACGUCACGUUCAUACGGGCAGCAGAAGUCCUAGAAAACGAAAGUGCUCCGCGUGCUUUCCACACCAGAGGUAUUGCACUACGACUACCACCCCAGAGUAUUCCUACCUUAACAAAAGGACGAUAUUUACUUUUAUUCUCAGCUCUAGUUUUUGAAAAAUUAAGAGAUUUUAAAACAAGAGACAUUUUUAAGCUUUACAAGGAGAUAUGCAGUUAGUGUGUUUGUGUGUGAGAUAUACUGUACGUGGUGCCAAUAUUUGAACUAACGGAGGUGUGCUUGGUUCAUAUCGCCAGAUCAACACUUGAACAGCCACUAAAAGUGGUGACAGCAAGCACUCUUCUUUUAUAGAUAUUCAGAAAUGUAUCCUGCUGUUAUUUUACCAGAGUCUCGUGUGUGUUAAUGUGUGAGUGCUGUGCUACAGUAUGUGAGACAAAGAGUUGCAUGUACUGUUUUAUAAUGACAGACUGAUGUCAUUCAUGAGCAACACGAACACUUUUCCUGGGUUACAUUUUGACGACUUCAAAGUCUCCUACAUCCGCUUUUUUUUAAAGCUAGCUGUCACUAAUCCAGACUCUGGUGUGCUCACGCUGUGAGCAUCAUGACUCUGUGCAACAAACCCGAUUACUUUCAUGUUGUGAACAGGGAAAAAAUGCAUGUUUCUCAGUUUCAUGUUUGCAUUUUAGGAAAUAUGUUUAUUUGCUAGAGUUGGGAUGUGGUUAGCCUAAUUUAGCAUAAAGACUGGAGGGCAGACAGCUAGUCUGGCUCUGUCCAAAGUGAAUUAAAAUGCCAGCCAGCACCAGCUAAUUAACAUGUAAUAGGCUGUUUGUUUAAUCUGAAAUGUGUCUGAUGAAAAGGAUUAAAUAAAUGAGAUAAAAUGUGUUAAUUAGAGGCGCUGGUUGGCACCCUGUUCUGCUUUUGUCUAUACUAAGCUAGCCACGUUCUGACUCGAUUGAUACGAAUCUUGUUGCAUAACCGUCAAAAAAGAUGCAAAUAACCUUAUUUCCCGAAAUGUUAAACAAUUUUAAACAUCACUUUAUUUAAAUGGGUUUAAGGGGCAGUUAACAUUAUAGUAAAUCUUUUGUUGACACUCUUGGUUUAGCCGCCACUUUAGAUAAAACCAUGUCCACUUCUGUACGAUAAAAGCUAUGCUGCAUUGAUGAGUUUACUGUUUAUCUGACCACAAACUGGACAAGAAUUGGCUAGCUAGUGAGAACAAGCUAGCUCUGGCUAGUUAGCGAGCUAGCUUGUCCGUCUCUGAAGCUGCAGCUGCUAGGCUCAGUUUCUGUAACCAGUGCAACAUGAAAGCUUAAAAGAAUUAGCAAGCUAGCUUGCCACCAAGGCUUCUUUCAUAGGAGAGGGUUUUCUGUAACCAGUUUAGCAUAAAAAGUGUGAUAGAACUAGCAGCUAUCAAUGCUGCAUUCAGGUUUUGUCCUGCUGUAGCGGCUUUGGUUUUCAUCUAACGUGGGAUGGAAAACGAUAGACAUGUUGUCCCGUUUUCAGUUUUAAGUUAGCCUAAACAUUGAGUUACACUGUCAAACAAGCUGUACUAAAAUCUGUUCCUUAAACAUUUAUAACCAGAUGGUUUCAGAGAUUUCAAUGCCCUUUUUCUAAUCAUUUGAGAUGUUUUAUCUUUUGUAGAGAAAAGUUUUACCUUGCACUUAACAGCCAAAACAAAAAAAAAUCAUAACUGUAGAACAAAAACACCACCAGCUGAAUAUGAACGUCAGCUGUUCCCAACAUAUAUCAGCUGGCAUCUGUUUAGUCUAUGUGGUGUUUUUACAGCAAAUUAAUGACUUGUUGUAUAAUGUUGACUGCUGCGUGAAUGCCCACUCACAGUUCCAGCAACAACAACACACAAAGUGAGGAA
This is a messenger RNA of Centropristis striata (black sea bass), 5607 nucleotides long. RefSeq names its product prostaglandin F2 receptor inhibitor b (gene ptgfrnb). The transcript is spliced from 15 exons. Lineage: Eukaryota; Metazoa; Chordata; Actinopteri; Perciformes; Serranidae. Bases 326 to 3010 code for a protein of 894 amino acids. The record is from RefSeq and is a predicted model, not a curated record.